Marmota flaviventris (yellow-bellied marmot) is the source of this 441-nucleotide messenger RNA. The record is from RefSeq and is a predicted model, not a curated record. NCBI's taxonomy places the organism in Eukaryota, Metazoa, Chordata, Mammalia, Rodentia, Sciuridae.
GCGGGGCGACAUGAUUGCAUUGCGGGCCUUAGGAUUUGAACCAAAGAAAGAAGAACUUAAACAAAUGAUAGCUGAAAUGGACAAAGAAGGAAUUGGCACCAUUAGUUUUGAAAAAUUUUUUGCCAUUAUAAGUGUAAAAAUGGGUGAGAAAGAUGAAAAAGAAGAAAUAUUGAAGGCUUUCAAAUUAUUUGAUGAUGAUGAUACUGGGAGGAUAACACUAAGUAAUAUCAGGAGAGCCGCCAAGGAGCUCGGGGAGAAUUUAACAGAUGAUGAACUGCAGGAAAUGCUUGAUGAAGCUGAUUAUGAUGGGGAUGGAGAAAUAAAUGAGGAAGAAUUUUUGAAAAUGAUGAAGAAGACCGCUUUUUAAUACUGUUCUUUUCUGUCCCAUUUGUUAUAUGAUUCAAUAAUGUAAGAUCUGAAUGGAUUCAUUUUCAAUUUUUA